AACUACUGUCCUACUAUUCUCUCGCCUAUCUGAUUUGAAACCUUCUGCGCAAAUUAAAGAAACACCAAUUCCUUUUUACCCCCGGCGUCCCGAUGCCUAGUAGAUCAGCUCCCGGUGCUCGAACCGGCGUUAGAGUCGUCGUUGCCGGCGAUCGUGGCACCGGUAAAUCCAGCCUCAUCUCAGCAGCAGCUUCCGACUCUUUUCCAGACUAUGUUCAGGCUGUUCUUCCCCCAACUCGCCUCCCAUCUGACUUCUAUCCCGAUGGCGUUCCCGUUACAAUUGUUGAUACCUCCUCUAGCAUGGAGAGCAGAGUAAAGCUUAUUGAUGAGUUGAAGCGAGCUGAUGCUGUGGUUUUAACGUAUGCUUGUGAUCAACCUAUGACACUCAGUCGUCUGACUACUUUCUGGCUGCCCGAGCUUCGUAAAUUAGAGAUAAAGGCACCAGUGAUUGUGGUUGGUUGCAAACUUGAUUUACGAGAUGAACGUCAGCCCAUGAACUUGGAACAAGUCAUGGCACCAAUCAUGCAACAGUUCAGGGUGAUCGAAACCUGUAUAGAAUGUUCCUCUGCUACUCUAAUUCAGGUCCCUGAUGUAUUCUAUUAUGCUCAAAAGGCAGUUCUGCAUCCAACAGCUCCACUCUUUGAUCAAGAGAAACAAAAUUUGAAGCCACGAUGUAUCAGGGCAUUGAAACGGAUAUUUAUGCUUUGUGAUCAUGAUAUGGACGGAGCCCUUAGUGAUGCAGAGUUGAAUGAGUUUCAGGUUAAAUGCUUUAAUGUUCCAUUACAACCUGCAGAGAUUGUGGGUGUAAAGAGGGUGGUUCAAGAGAGGAUAAGAGGAGGAGUCAGUGACCUUGGUCUUACACUUGAAGGGUUCCUAUUUCUUCAUGCUCUUUUUAUAGAAAAGGGGCGCCUUGAGACAACUUGGGCUGUUUUGAGAAAGUUUGGAUAUAAUGAUGAAUUAAAGCUUAGGGAUGAUACACUUCCUGUUCCAACCAAGCAUGCCCCUGACCAGAAUGUGGAGCUGACAAAUGAAGCUAUAGACUUUUUGCGUGGGAUCUUCCGAUUGUAUGACAGUGACAAUGAUGGAUCCUUGCAACCUUCCGAGUUUGAUGACAUCUUUGUAACUGCUCCAGAAAGCCCAUGGACUGCAGAGCCUUACAUAGAUGCUGCAGAGAGAACAGCCCAAGGAAAUUUAACUCUUAAUGGGUUUUUAUCCGAGUGGGCCUUGAUGACAAGUCUGGAGCCAGCGUUGAGUUUGGCAAAUUUGAUUUGCAUUGGAUAUGGUGGAGAUCCAACUUCAGCCCUUCGUAUCACUAGGCGAAGAUCUGUAGAUCGUAAGAAGAAACAGACACAAAAAAAUGUUUUUCACUGCUUUGUUUUUGGUCCUAAAAAAUCUGGGAAGUCCACUCUGUUGAAUUCAAUUAUAGGAAGGUCUUUCUCUAGUAACUACACUCCAACAAAUGAUGUACGUUAUGUAGCAAAUGUUGUUGAACAGAUUGGGGGCUCUCAGAAGACCCUUAUUUUACAAGAGAUACCAGAAGAUGGUGUUAAGCAAUUGCUGUCGAAUAAGGAAUGUUUGGCUGCCUGUGAUGUAGCUGUGUUUCUGUAUGACAGUUCAGAUGAAUAUUCGUGGAAAAGAUCAAGAGAAUUGCUUCUGGAUGUUGCUAGGCGAGGAGAGGAUAGUGGUUAUGGAGUGCCUUGCCUCCUCGUUGCAGCAAAGGAUGACUUGGAUCCAUUUCCAAUGUCACUGCAAAACUCAACAAGAGUUACUCAGCAGUUGGGGAUGGAAGCUCCGAUUCCUGUAGGUGUGAAAUUAAGAGAUUCCAAAAGUGUGUUGUCUAGAAUCCUAAGUGCAGCAGAACACCCUCAUCUGAGCAUUCCUGAAACUGAGAAAGGGAAGAAAAGGAAACGAUAUCGCCGUCUUGUUAAUAGCUCACUUAUGUUUGUUUCAGUGGGGGCUGCUGUCGCUGUGGUCGGACUGGCAGCUUAUCGUACCUAUGCCGCUAGGAAGAAUGCUUGAAAGACGGUCUCAUCACAGUUAUUGUUUUUGUCUGCAUUUGCAACUCUAAUAAAUGGUCAGUGCAUGUAUCCUUGAUUGGAUUUUCAAGCUGAUACCUGUAAAUAAUUUUUGACAAUUAUUUUAGCGAGACAGGAGGUAAUAUUUUCUACUUUCACUUGUGUUGAAUCAAAUAAUUUCUUUUAAGCCAACAUUUGUAAACUA
Molecule: messenger RNA, 2219 nt
Organism: Hibiscus syriacus
Lineage: Eukaryota; Viridiplantae; Streptophyta; Magnoliopsida; Malvales; Malvaceae
Product: mitochondrial Rho GTPase 2-like
Biological process (GO): mitochondrion organization; small GTPase-mediated signal transduction
Cellular component (GO): mitochondrial outer membrane
Molecular function (GO): calcium ion binding; GTP binding; GTPase activity
Source: RefSeq, a predicted model, not a curated record